Messenger RNA from Pochonia chlamydosporia 170, 2283 nucleotides. RefSeq lists its product as hypothetical. Bases 1 to 2283 code for a protein of 760 amino acids. The transcript has 5 exons. The record is from RefSeq and is a predicted model, not a curated record. Lineage: Eukaryota; Fungi; Ascomycota; Sordariomycetes; Hypocreales; Clavicipitaceae.
AUGUCGUCCCUCGGUAGCAUACAAUCAUCUUACACAUGUCGCAUCUGUGGCACUAAUCUCGUUCCUCAACGUCGCAAUGGCGAGAAAGAGUUAUGGGAUACGGAGUUCCAGCUCCUCCAACAACUAAACAAGAAAAAGGAAGCCUCGCUAAUCAUCGAACCAAACCAUCUUCCGCUAAAGGGAAAAUAUGAAUUACGCGAUGGAAACGUCUAUCACGCUGCGUGCUGGCGUGUUGUGGAAAGAGCAUCAGGUCUCUCCAAGUUUCAUCCAGAGUGGCUAAAGUGUUUCCGCCAGUGCAUCACGGACGUGUUCCGUUUUCUUCCAAACCUUACGGGCCUUUCUGAGGCCUCACCUGAUAUCCUAGACGAGGGCGUUGAUGAAGACCACGAAGAGGAUCCAUAUCCUCGGGUGGAUCUCUCCGCGAAGCAUGAGCACGAGCGCGGGAUAUUCGAUAAGCUCAACCUCCCUCAAGAAAUUAUGGACUUGAUCUUCUUGCAGGUAGAAGACCCUGAGGACAUAUGGUCACUGGAAAGCGUAGCUCUUCAAAGUCCUAGCCCUCAUGUUUGGAGGUCCCUGGGUCGUCGCUUUCUAGUGACCGAUGCUCGCAUCUCACGAGGGUCACCCGAAGAGACGGCCAAACGAAUUCAGUGUUGCAUUUGGAAUACAGAUUAUGGUGAUUUUCCGCACUCUUUAUCUCUUCAGCUUGUCUGGAACAAUGUGGAAUAUAUUCUAGCUCAUAUGGAGAGGAUCAUGGGGAAAGAUUUCGUGAGAAACCAAGUUUGCGUUGAAGAGGACUUUGUCCGCGAUAAUCAAAAGGCCGAGAUCCCCCUUUCCUCCAUUGCGAGCGCAUCCCGCGUGAAGUUGCACUUCGUACCUUUACGCGGUGGAGAAUCUUCCUCUAGGCGAAUCUGGCCGCAAGUGUUUGACGAUGAUGUCUCGAACAAUUUUUGCGGGAUCGAAAUUGACGGCAACGUGGUAGGCUGGAAGGGGGAUAGCACAAUCGAUGUAUGUCCCUCCUCCUGGAGUGGAAUUCGGAUGGCAUGCUGGAACCGCACAUUCUCGUCCGUCCAGAUCAAGUCUGGCGCCGUGUGGGACAGGACCUGGCAUCCAGGCUACCGGCUACGUGAAACACUUGGACCAAGAAGGAAACUAUUGGAGUGGAUUCCGGGUUCUGCUACUGGAAGCUUGGUUGUCUCCUUUAAUUCCAUAGUCAUCACAGGCAUCCUACUUGAUGCAGGUUCUGGUUUGGGGCCGGUGUCGUGGCAAGACAACCCUCCUCCAGUGAACCUGAUCCCAGUGCCCCUAGUUGAUUUCCUCCCUCAGGAGCCUCAGGUCGACAAUUACAAGUAUUUUGCUCGCAAUGUCAGCGGAAUAAGCAGGAUUAGUUGGAAUCAUAUCGAGGUUGACUUUCCCACAGUACGCUCGCUUUAUAUCAUGUUUGAUGACGAAGAACAUAUUACAAUAGGACAUUUAUCUGGCACAGCUCGACGCAAGCCGAGCAUGGCCUUUGUGCUUAAUCGUGAUCAAGGAGAGGCUUUUUACACCAAUUUUGGCCGCAUGGUCCUCAUUGGUGAUCCCGAGGCGGCGGACUGGACUGUGAUUAAGGCUCCCAAUGGGCUAUUCUUUUCGAGCAAGGCGCCCGGCAUUUGGGUGCUCCAAUGCUUCGGCUGUUUCCAACCGCGAAACUCACCCUCCGUAGCAGAGAUAGAUGCACCAGCUGUAACCAAGCCGGCAGAUUGGCUUCCCCUACCCGUCACCAGCCGCAACCACGCCCUCCUCGGGCCGGCAUUUUUUCAAACUGCCUCCCUAGAGAACAUCUCCCAUAUCACGCUCUAUCGUGAGCUGCAAAUCAACCUGUCAACGGGAAACUUUCUCACGAGGAAGCCACUCGUUGGCAUGAGGAUUGUCUAUCACGAUGAUAGGCUGCCCGUCGUGUUGGGCGAAUUCUACAGACGCGAUAGCAUAUCUGAGGAAUACGAGCCCACUGUUGAGAUUUCGGGGAAAAUACGGCGUAUUCUUUGCUCCUAUAUGCCGCGAAAUUGGGCUCGUGGUUGCUCGCGGAUUUCAGGCUUUGUCUUGCACUUGGACGACUCGCGGACGAUACAGUGCGGGGAGAUUUGGGACGACCCGAAUGUCUACUCGCAUGAAAUGGAUGUCAAUGAGGGCGACAAACUUCUCUGGGUGUCUGGUGGAGAGGGUUGCCUCGUGGGCGCUGUGCCCGAUGCAGUCAACACUGGUGAUGAUUUCGACUUGGCGUCUAUGUUCCCAUUCUUACUCACUUGA